CGUCAUCAUGGUAAAAGGUAGAACACUGAGGUAGAACAUAGAAAAUGGCUACUUGUAAGAGCGGUGAUCAGCAACACAGAAACGAUUUAGAAGUUUUGGAAAUAUUUAAUUCUCUCAUAGCACAGACCGUUAAAUCAGGGGAAUUGAUUUGUUCCAAAAGAAUAAAACGUAUUCUUGGAGAUGAUAUUGUCGAUAGUUUAAGAGCGAAGAAAGAUAGCAACGAGAGUAAGGUGAAUUUUAUAUUGGAAUGCAUAUUACACAGUGAUUACUCCGACAAAUGGGACUCGUUGACUGAGGCACUGACGAAUGUGGAAUUUGCUUUUGUUCCUAAAAUCUAUUCAAAAGAAUACAAUCCGGAAAUAAUACCACGAUUACGCAAACUAGUUCAAGCUUUGAAAAAUGAAGAAGUUGAGCCUGAGAAACUGUCAAAAGUUCUAAAAGAUAAUGAAGUGCUGUUGGAAGUAGAUGUGCAAAAUAUUGAAACAGAAUGUUAUAACAGAGGAAAUAAAGCAGGAUUGAUAGUUUUGAUCGACCGAGUCAUUAAUUCGUCGUCCAGUAAUUGGUAUAUAGAGUUGACAAGAAGUUUAUAUGAAGUAGGAUUGGAGAGAGCAGCUAAACAUUUGGAAUCAGACUCCUCUAAAAAGAGCAUGGAUGCAGUUGAUGCUGCAGACGACAUAUCAAUAGAUGAUCAUUGGAGAAAACUGAUCGUUGAGUUGUUUCGUAAACAAAUAGUCCAGAAAGUCACACCAUCCGAUUUAUUAGGAAAUAUUGGGACCUUAUUUAGUCCAGAAGAGAAACGAGAAAUUCGUACUAUUGAAGAUGAAUCGCCACAUAGAGCAAUGGAGAAAGUUCUGGACCUUUUAGACAAUAAAGAAAUUCCUGGAAAAUGGCAAGCAUUCAAAAGAGCUUUAGUUGAUGCAGGAUUGAUAUGGCUCAACGAAUUCAUUGAAGGCAGUUUUACGGUUUGUGCAGAGGCUGAACAAUGGGAAAACGCUAUUAAUUUGUUUGAAUGCAAACUUUCCAAGAACAUAAAACCAAGGGAAAUAUUACCAUGGUUGUCCCAAGAAAAGCUUAUCAAUGACAUAGAUAAACAGGCAAUACUAAAAAUUGACACACAAAAAGGUGAAAUAUUGGCUGCAUACCGUUUAUUAUCGUGCUUAUCUAAGAGACAGCCAAAUUCAUGGUAUCCGAAGUUUAUGGAGAUUCUUUACAUUAAUAAAUAUGAAGAACUUGUCUUUGAAGUUGACUCAGAUAUGUUCAAAGAGAUACAGAAAACAUAUGGACACAAUCCCUCUGACGUACGGCUUAAGUCUAGUAUCCCAGAAUGCACUGUUGCUGAAGCAAAUGCAAACGAAUUUGACGUUAAACAAAACUAUGUAUCAGUUUCAGAAAAUUAUAGAAAAUCAACAAACAAUUUGAGUUGCCCAAAAGAGAAACAUGAAGAUUCAAUGGACGAGUUACAAGAUUCUAUUAUGUCGAGCUUGAUGUCAUUUGACGAAAAUAAUCUUCGUUCACAUGAUGAAACGUCAGAAAAAAAUGUGUUUACUACUGAAUCAACCAAGCCACAAGUGGUUGAUAAAGAUAUGUCGUUGUCAUCAGAUUCUAGGGAAAGAGAACCAAAUUCGAUAUUAUUUGAACGUAUCAAUAGGGACCUAGCUAUUGCUGUUAGUGAAACUCCAGAAGAAAUACAACACAACAUACUUCAAAUGCCUUAUGAUGAUGUGGAAAGCGAUUCAGAUUCAGAUGAUGAAACAAUACCGAAAAAAGUUUUAAACCUAAGAGAAUACCAGAAGGAACUAGCAGAACCUGCUAAGGACGGAAAGAACUGUCUGAUCGUUGCACCAACAGGGUGUGGAAAAACUCAUGUAAUUAUGGAUAUCAUACAGGAUCAUAAUUCUAAAAUGUCUCGUAAAGGCUUAAUAGUUAAAGUUGCUGUAUUGGUGGAACAACAAGCUCUGGCUGAACAGCAGGCAGAAAGAUGCAAAGAAUAUCUCCAACCACUAAGAGUAAAACUUAUCACCGGAGAAAUACACAGAGAGGAAAAACUUCCAACACCGUUAUCAUCUUGGUUGAAAAGGAGGGACAUUUUAGUGAUAACAUCUGCAUUACUCGACAACUCUCUGAAGUCCGGCGAUACAAAGAUUGAAGAUUUUACCUUGCUAGUGUUUGACGAAUGCCAUCAUGCCAAGGAUAAACAUUCGUAUGCUAGAGUUAUGCAUUACUACAUGGACCGAAAAUUUGACGACAAUUUUCAACGAGAAAGACUACCCAAGGUGAUUGGUUUAACUGCAUCUGUAGGUGUUGGGAAGUCAAAUAAAAUUCCUGGUGCAAAAAAUCAUAUAAAAGCCACAAUGUCAAAUUUAGACGCAGAGGAAUUGGUUACAGUGAAGAGAAACAGAUUGGAACUAUCAGAACACGUUGUAGUACCGGACAAAGGUAUUAUUGUUGCACCUGCAAGACAGAAAGAUCAUUUUGGAAAAACUCUUGUUAAAUUAAUGGAAAGCACAGAAAAACACAUCUUUACUACUCCAUAUGCAAAGAUGAUUGGAAAGGAUAGCAAUCUUAAAGCACCUACCGAGAAGGGAUCAGACGCAUACACACAGUGGAUCAGUAGACUUAGAAGAGAAACGGCUCAAAUAAAAGAAGAGGCUAGACGUUAUAUAACAACUUGGAGAAACUAUUUAAAUGUCUACAACGAGGCACUGAUUAUAUAUGAAGACGCCCGUGUAAAAGAUGCCACAAACUACUUAGAAGAUAAGAUGUAUGAUCUCAAUGAAGGGAUUAUAAAAAAUGAGAUAGAUGACACCAUGAAAAGGCUUUAUGACAUUACAAAGCCAAUGUUUGUGGCAUGUAUAGAUGAUAAAAGCUAUGAAAAUCCAAAAUUAAAGGAACUAAAAAGCGUAAUUUUCAAAAUGCUGAGAGAAAAGAGAGAUUCGAGGAUUAUAGUUUUUAUUAAAACAAGAGAUCUGGCAGAUGCCAUGGUUAACUGGAUGAGAGAAACAGAUGGACUAGACAGAUUAAAACCCCAUAAAUUUGUUGGAGCACAGGCCGCUGGAGCCAAGGGAGGUAUGACAAAGAAAGACCAGACGGAGAUACUGAAGUUGUUUAAAGAUGGUAAUCGUCAAAUUGUAUGUGCUACAUCUGUAGCUGAGGAAGGCCUUGAUAUCCCAACUUGUAACUUGGUCAUUAGGUAUGAUCAUGUCACAAACGAAACAGCUAUGAUACAAUCUAGAGGAAGGGGUAGGGCUGAAGGUUGUCAAUUUAUCAUCAUCGCAAGUGAAAAGAGGAAAACUGCAGAGAAAGAAGAAAUUAAUGAAAUUAGAGAGGAAAUAAUGAAAGAAGCCAUCGAAGACAUCCAAUCGGACAUCAAAGAUAACAAAGAGGAGUUUGUGGAAGAACUGGAAGAAGUCCAGAGACUGGCGAAAAAGAAACGCGACAAAGAUGCUUUAUCCGAAAAAGUUUGUUCAGAGAACAAGGAACUUGAACUGAGAUGUGAGAAAUGUAACCAUUAUAUUUGCAUGUCAACAGACAUCAGGAAAAUACAAGAUGCUCACCAUGCUGUGGUAAAUGAUGAGAUAAGGAAAAAUGUUACGGUUAUAAAGUGUAAUUCAAAGCGGAUUGAUCAUCAAAUAAGUGUAAAUGCUGGCAAAGUUAAAUGUAUAAAUUGUGGUAGUGGUCUAGGCCAAAUAAUAAAGUUUAGUGAAGCUCAAUUCCCUGUUUUGAAAAUUGAGCAUUUUUAUGUAACAGAUACUACUGGGAAAAACAGCUACUACAAAAAAUGGAAAAGUGUACCGUUUAAACCCACAGCGCUAUCUGAUGACGACCUUGAAUCAAGACUACAGGGUCCUCAGUAUGUUGACAUCUAGGAACGGUUACCCAUUAUGCCAAUCUGAUCAAAAUACAUUCUUAAAAACAGAGCUUAUAACGUUAUUUGUUUUCCAAUUUCUUUUUCUAACAUCGCUUUUAAGGUCUUAUCGUUCAUUACAUUAGUUAUAUGAAACAAAACAUAAUCGUUUUGAAAU
Mytilus trossulus (common blue mussel) is the source of this 4022-nucleotide messenger RNA. Its product is annotated as antiviral innate immune response receptor RIG-I-like. The coding region runs from base 45 to 3866 and encodes 1273 amino acids. The transcript is spliced from 18 exons. Lineage: Eukaryota; Metazoa; Mollusca; Bivalvia; Mytilida; Mytilidae. Gene Ontology annotation, cellular component: cytoplasm. The record is from RefSeq and is a predicted model, not a curated record. Gene Ontology annotation, molecular function: DNA binding; ATP binding; hydrolase activity.